AGCGAGCGAGGUGAGGAGGAGUGGGCUCGGGGGGUGGGGCUCAUGAAGCUCUCCUGCCAGGAGCCAGUUGAAGCCACACACAUACACACACUCACUCACUCUGAGGGAGAGGAGGUUUACCGGCGCCUCUGAUUUCCUACAGUAAACGCUCCGCUCGCUUUAAUUCCCACCAUCCGGUAAAGACUUAGAUCGGCCGGCUCCCGUUUGCAACCCCCGACCCCUCAAACCUUCCCCCCCCCCCCCCCCGCUAACUUUCCUUCUCCACCUUCUGGACAGUUCCUCCCUCCCACCCUCCCGUGGUGAGUUUAUUUGAAAGUUUGGGUGGGGGAAGCCGGCGAUAUGAUGACUGGGUCCAGCCCAGUGCAAACUCUGGGUCGUUGCGAUGGGGCGAGAGCUUGUGUCCCGGCUCGGCUCGCCCUGCUCUCGAGACUGGCGCUGCUCCUGCUGCUCAGCGGCUCGGCGUGUGUCGGCUCCUCCGCCCCCUGCCCCAGGUUUUGCGAGUGCUCCGAGCCGGCGAAGACGGUGAAGUGCGUGAACCGGGAACUGAGUGGCAUCCCCAGCGGCAUCCCGGCCAACGUCGAGAACCUCUUCAUCACGGGCAACGGCAUCUCCACUCUCGGCGCCGGGGCAUUCGGCCAGUCGCUGGAGCAGCUGGUUACCCUCAACCUCAGCGGCAACAAGAUCGAAGCCAUCGAGGCGCUGGCGUUCGCUUCCAUGCCCAGGCUCGGGCGGCUGGACCUCAGCAACAACCGCAUCUCCGCGCUGCACCCGGAGGCUUUUGGAGGCGGGGGACGUGCCCACAGCCUGCGGGAGCUCAACCUGAGCCGGGCGCUGUACAACGGCUCGAUAGUGGAGCAAGUCUCCGAUCUGCUCCAGAACGGCACCCUCGCCAACCUGGUGCGCCUCGAGCUGUCCGACAACGAUCUCUUCUACGUGCCCGACCACACUUUCUCCCGCUUGACCAACCUGAAGCAACUGGAGCUGAGGAACAACUCCAUCGUGACCUUCAGGGACACUUUCCAAGACUUAAACCUGCAGAUGCUCGACCUGAGAUCCAAUGCGCUCAAGACGGUGGGGAACGGCACACUGGCCGAGCUGAACAGCCAGCCCCAGCUUCGGGUCGACCUCCGGGAUAACCCCUUUGUCUGCGACUGCGGCAUUAAGGAAUUCCUGGGCUGGCUGCAAAGCACCGACAAGGUAGUGGAGAAAGACAGCUUGCUUUGUGCGUCGCCGGAAAGUAUGGAAAAUAAACCCAUCCUCCAGGCUCGGUACUCCGACUUGGAGUGUUCUUACCAAGGAGACAUGGAGAGCGUUUUGCAAACUUCUUACGUCUUUCUUGGGAUAGUUCUGGCCCUGAUUGGGGUGAUCUUCAUGUUUGUGCUGUACCUGAACCGAAGAGGCAUCAAAAAGUGGCUUAACAACGUAAGGGAUGCAUGCCGAGACCAUAUGGAAGGUUAUCAUUACAGAUACGAGAUUAACUCAGACCCCAGAUUGACAAACCUUAGCUCAAAUUCGGAUGUGUAAUGUACAUUGCUGGGGAAAUUUGACUUAUUUAAGACUAAAGACAGUCUGGAUGGAUUUUUUAAAAUGAUUAAUUAUUUGUAGUCAUUGCAUGAUAACAUCUAUUCAUAACAAAUGGCUUAAAAGUUGCUGUCACUUCCAUGGAAACCCGACAGUGACAAAAGGUUUGACGCUCACAGUGGGAAGUGUUCCAUGUGCUGCUGUGUAUGUGUGUGUGUGUGUUUAUGUGAUCUUUUUCUUUCUCUUUUACAACCUGCUGUGUAACGGUGCCAAAAAAGGGGAGAGCUUUUGGAAGGCAGUAAAGGUCUCCAAGCCCUGCUUUCAUAAUAGACUACUUCUUGAAACUUAGAGGAUUUAGACCUCCAAUGUAUUAUAGUCGGGGAAUAAAAGGAUUAAAUGCUACAGUAACCGUUUUACCAUUUCAUGGAAUAAUAAGGCAGAACAACCGAUAAGAGCAAUAAAAACGGUGCCGUAGCAGUUUUGAACAUUGUCUUCCCAAAUUCGGAAGUUUUAUCAUCGGUUCCCCUAACAGUGUUCCGGCACAGAACAACCGAUUGGUUCGGUGCUUUAUCAUAAAUUCCAGCCGCUUAAAACACGCUAGUCACAGAACGAAAAAGGCGCCUACUAUCGUCGUCCUAUUUAAGUACAACCAUAAGUCUUUAAAGUUUACCUGUCUCCCAUCAACUUUACAAAACAAAGUGAUAAAUAAAGUCUUGGGUUUUUUUGUUGUUGGGCACUCGAGUUACAUUUGGGUAAGGGGGAUUAUUGGAAUGAAAACUGGUCGUCAGUCUGUUCCUGUGAAAGGGCGCUGUUUGAAAACAUCUGGAUGCACAAAGAUCAAGGACUCUUCCUACCCCAUCCCCCAAUUGUUGUUAAAUAGAACGGCAUCCCCACAUGGAGAGUGGUUUAAUUGAUGUCACCCGCAGGCCUCUCUUCGAGUGUCACAUUAUCUGAGAGCUGUGAAAUCUCGCUUGACAACCUGUCUAUUUCACGAAUGUACGUGCGGGUGAAAACAGCAAAAUCAUUUAAAUGCUGAGCCUCGCAAGUUCUUACGGAUUUUAAUUGAAAGGUGCAUCUUUGCAACUCAAUCGUUUUGUAAUAUUUUCGAGGCUGUAUGGACUGUCAAGCCACCUAACUCCUCGGUUAAAAUUUUAAAAAGUCAUAAACCUACCACAAAAAUAUUGGUUAACUAUGUUUGGCAAAACCAACUUUUAGCAAUUAGUAGCAAAGGUUUUUAUAUGUAGAACGCACGCACACAGAGACACUGCGGAAAAGAAUCGUGCAGAGCGGGUAUGUAAAUAACAAAUAUUUGCACGUACAAGCCUGCAUUAUUUAUCAAAGUAGUCAACUAGAUGCACAACCCGACAGUAAAAUAUUAGAAUUUGAAUGCUUAGCACCACUUGGUAUAGUGCAUGAUUGUUCAGGGGAAGGGUUGCAUCGGGGUAAUACUAGAAAAAAUUGUUAGCCGGUGAAUGAAUCCAACUCAUAACAUUUGUUCAGCUUCUCAGCAUGAGUGAGUCUUGCAACAUCACAACAGCACGGUACGUUAACAUCUAAACAAUUGGCUGUUUUCAUGUACAGCGACUUUCAUCUGAGCAUUAAUAGGUGAUGAAACUGUUUCACUUUAGUUCUUUUCGGUGCACAUGCAUGUCAUAGAUGUGAAGCGUUCUCACCUCAGAACAUUUCGGUGCAUGUGCUGUGGAAAAGUUUUAACAAUUCUCCUUUCUCUAAUUUGAUCUGCAGUAAGAGAGAAUUAACAUUUUACACAACAUACAGUGGAAGGUUUGAUGGAAUGAUUUGAUAAAACCAGAUGGGAAUGUGAAAUAGUGCCAAGCUGAUGUUCAUAAUCUUCAGAUUUGUAAUUGCAUAUCAAUUUAAUUCAUUUGAAAAUGUUGUCAGUGAUGUGGCAUAUUGCUGGAUGAAGCAUUGCUUGUUUUGGCAAAGAAUAAGCUUUCCAACUUGCUGCAGACUAGCAGUUCCUCCUUCAGUCACAAACAGCAGGGAGUUCUUUAAACACUUUGCUGUAAUAACACACCAGGUUGUAGAAUUUGUAUCACCUGAUAUUUCAGAGAAAUCGGAUUGCAGACCGUAACUAAAAUCUAGUCCUGAAUUUGUAGUCUUGGUGAAAGAAUAUAUGGGGCAGAUCAAACAAGUUGUAUAGAGAAUAGUCACUUAUAAGAUCCUCUAAUAAUGUGGCAGAAGCCUUUAUAAGCUCUGAGCUGUGGCUGAUAUUUGUAACAUAAUAAGACCUAAAACCACAACUAUUAGAAAUCCACUAAUGUCUUUUGUUAUGGGCAUCUACCUAUUUGGUCUAUCCAAAAUCCACCUGAAAAUCUAUAUUUUUUACUGGUAUUAAUCAUUUGAAUUUCUAUACCAGAGGGGGAAACAUAAGAUAUCGCAGUUCAAUUGAUGACUUUUAUCCAUAUCUAUUCUUUGAAAUGUAUAUAUAGUAUAUAAGAUGACUUUAGUUAUGAAACAGCAAUCUGACAUGCAUUGCUUAUAUGUAGGCUAUAUUUUGAACUUAUUUGCCUGGUCAUAUGUAACUGUAAAAAGAAGGUAGCUUAUUCCCUUCAUAAGCUGCUGUUCUUAAGCAGAUUCUGUUUUUCAUUUGUCACUUUUCUUGUUGCAAAUGCUAGUAAUUGUUUUUAUUGUCAUUUUCAAAAAUGUCCUUCAACUGUAUCCUGAAUUAUUUUCUGCAAGAAAAGAUGAGCAGGUAUGAUAUUUCAUUGAUCAAAAAAGAAAAAAAAACAGACGGAAAUCUAGGUUAAGGCCAUCUGGAGUGUAUUUUAUUCUGAUCUAUAUAUAGGUUUGCGCAGUGAAGAGAUGGCAAGAAAUGUGCUGAAUACAGCUUUCUGCCAUGUCACACUCUUGACUAGUAUCAUCGGUCUUAUGGAUACUAGCAACAUAAACAAGGCCACGAUGGGGAUGGUGGGGUAUUUGGGGGGGGGGGGGGAAGGUAAAGUACAUUUACUAUUUGGUUUAAUAAUGCUACUUAUGUAGUCAUCAAGAAAUAUCUAUCCAUGAAGGAAUCAUUGCAUGCAACAAAAGAGCAAUGUAAUAGAAGAACAGAAGUUGGAAUAAAAAGAAAGUCACAUUACUAGAGCCCUGAAGAACGUAAGGAUAUUCAAGCUGUAUGUUGUCUGCUUAACAAUGGCUUUGUUAACUUUUAUUAAGAAAAUAAAUAAUAUUGUAGCUUGA
Pristis pectinata (smalltooth sawfish) is the source of this 4719-nucleotide messenger RNA. RefSeq names its product trophoblast glycoprotein b (gene tpbg). The record is from RefSeq and is a predicted model, not a curated record. The transcript has a single exon. Gene Ontology annotation, cellular component: plasma membrane. Bases 340 to 1524 code for a protein of 394 amino acids. Gene Ontology annotation, biological process: negative regulation of canonical Wnt signaling pathway. NCBI's taxonomy places the organism in Eukaryota, Metazoa, Chordata, Chondrichthyes, Rhinopristiformes, Pristidae. Gene Ontology annotation, molecular function: protein binding.